Messenger RNA from Paramecium pentaurelia, 1230 nucleotides. The record is from the annotation of a GenBank genome assembly. NCBI's taxonomy places the organism in Eukaryota, Ciliophora, Oligohymenophorea, Peniculida, Parameciidae.
UCAAUGAGAAGAGUAGUUGUUACAGGAAUGGGAAUGGUAUCUCCAUUAGGUUUAAAUGUAUCUGAAUCAUGGAAUAGUCUACUUACAGGAAAAAGUGGUGUUGUCAAAGUGAAAGAUAGAAAUAAAGAUUUACCAGAUGUUUAUAUGGGACUUAUACCAUAAUCAUUUGAUAGCAAACCAUAUUAAGUUGAAUAUUGUCCUAGUAAUUUGACCUCUUAUGCUAUGUGUGCUGCAUAAGAAGCCAUUACAGAUUCAAGUGUACUCAAUGAUUGUGAUCCAGAUAGAAUUGUAAUUUGAUUCCAUCUUACAUUUUUAGGGUGUCAAUAUUGGAGUGAUGAAUUCAAGCAUGACUAAAAUUACAGAAAUUAUUAGUAAUGCAGCCUUGAAAGGUAAUAGUAGAAUCAAUCCAUUUACAAUGCUCUAUGUAUUAUCUAAUAUGCCAACUGCAUUAUUAACCAUUAAAUAUAAACUUAAAGGUCCAAGUAGUACAGCAUCAACAGCAUGUGCAACAGGAGCAUCAGCCAUUGGAGAUUCUUUUAGAAAAAUUAAAUAUGGUGAUGCUGAUGUAAUGAUAGCUGGAGGAACAGAAGAUACUUUCAAUACUACAGCUAUAUAUGCUUCAAUCAAAAUGUAAGCUAUGUCAACAAAAAUUUAUGAUGAUCCUACAAGAGCCUCAAGACCUUUUGAUGAAGACAGGUCUGGAUUCUUAUUAGCAGAAGGAAGUGGAAUCUUAGUAUUGGAAGAAUAUGAGAGAGCAAAGAGAAGAGGAGCUAAAAUAUAUGCUGAGAUAUUGGGAUAUGGUGAAAGUAGUGAUGCAUUUCAUUUGACUAGACCUUAAGAUAAUGGAGAAGGUGGAAAAGCUGCAAUGUUAAAAGCAAUGAAGGAAGCUAAAAUUAAUGAUGUAGAUCUCAUUAAUUGUCAUGCUACAUCUACAAAAGGAGGGGAUAUAGCAGAGGCUAGAGCUAUUGCUGAUUCUAAAGCUAUUUUAGUUGCUAAUAAAAGUUAACUAGGUCAUACUUUUGGAGCAGCUGGUGCUAUUGAAUCUAUUUUCACCAUAAAAUCCUUAUAAGAAUAAAUUGUUCCUCCAACUAUCAAUCUUGAUAAACCUAUAAUUAGAGAUAAUCAAUAUUGUAAAGAAGCCACAGAGAGAACAUUAAAAUAUGCUUUAAAAAAUGCUUUUGGAUUUGGAGGUGUCAAUGUUUCUCUUGCAUUUGGUAAAUACAAUUGAUU